Messenger RNA from Synchiropus splendidus (mandarinfish), 1424 nucleotides. It is a transcript of the gene sp7, whose product is annotated as Sp7 transcription factor. Gene Ontology annotation, molecular function: DNA-binding transcription factor activity, RNA polymerase II-specific; RNA polymerase II cis-regulatory region sequence-specific DNA binding. The transcript has 2 exons. The coding region runs from base 11 to 1375 and encodes 454 amino acids. Lineage: Eukaryota; Metazoa; Chordata; Actinopteri; Syngnathiformes; Callionymidae. The record is from RefSeq and is a predicted model, not a curated record. Gene Ontology annotation, biological process: regulation of transcription by RNA polymerase II.
UUUCUCAGGGAUGGCCGCAUCUAUUCUGGAGGUAGGGAAUGUGAUUGAAGACGCACGCUAUGGCUCCAGUCCUCUGGCUAUGUUAACCGCUACCUGUAACAAAUUUGGCAGCACCAGUCCAGUCAGGGAUUCGGCUACACCCGGAAAGACCGGCAGCACCGUCCCAGGAAAGAAACCCUACAACAUGACCUCUGACCUUCAGACCGCUAAGAACGGGCGGCCCACGGAUGGGACCGGCCUGGACUCCUACACUGGCUCCUUCACCACAGCUGGAGGUGGUAGCGGCGGUGGACUGUUGACCCCAAAUGGAAGCCCCCCUCCCUCAGCUGGAGGGUACUCCUCUGAGUAUAACCCCUUCACCCAUUCCUUCCAAACCUCAGCGUCGCAGGAUCCGUCUCUCCUCGUGUCCAAGUCCCAUGCCACGGCAGACUGCCUCACCAGUGUCUAUACCUCCCUGGAUAUGACGCACCCAUACGGCUCGUGGUACAAAGCCGGAAUCCAUCCUGGCAUCACUGCUGCUCCUGCUAAUGCCACUUCCUCAUGGUGGGACGUCCACCCCAACUCCAACUGGCUCUCACAGUCCCAGACAGAUGGGGGUCUCCAAGCCUCACUGCAGCCCGUCGCCCCGCAAGCUUCUCUCAGCCCACAGCUGCCCAAUUACAGCGCAGAUUUCACCCCCUUAAACCCGGCUCCUUACCCAUCGGUGGGCCUGGGCUCAUCCUCACACCUCCUCCAGUCCUCCCAGCACAUGCUGCCCCAGGACAUGUACAAGCCGAAGCCUGUGCAGAGCUCAGGGCUGAUUGACAGCUCCAUGGGUCUGAAGCCUGCGAGAGGAUCAGCGGGGUAUAGUGGCGGCGGAGCGCCCACAAGGUCUUCAUGCGAUUGCCCUAACUGCCAGGAGCUGGAGAGGCUGGGGGCUUCAGCUGCCACCCUGAGGAAGAAGCCCGUCCACAGCUGCCACAUCCCCGGCUGCGGAAAAGUCUACGGGAAGGCCUCCCACCUGAAAGCCCACUUGCGCUGGCACACAGGCGAGCGCCCCUUCGUAUGCAACUGGCUCUUCUGCGGGAAGCGAUUCACCCGCUCCGACGAACUGGAGCGACACGUGCGCACUCACACCAGGGAGAAGAAGUUCACGUGUCUGCUGUGCAACAAGCGCUUCACCCGCAGCGACCACCUCUCCAAGCACCAGAAGACCCACGCCGACUCGGCGGUUCAGGGGAAAGUGAUGGAAGGAGACGCGGAUGGCCACGGCGAGGAGACCACAGAGCUCAACAUCAGCGCCACCAACCCUGGUGCUGAUCCCAUCACAAACGGAGACGAGAAAACAGGAAGCAGCAACGGAGUAGAGAGCAGCAGCGGACUCUUGGAGAUCUGACUUCUGUCGCAACAAUCACAUUUCUGCCAAAAUCCUGAGUGAAAACAUU